Messenger RNA from Topomyia yanbarensis, 3951 nucleotides. RefSeq lists its product as uncharacterized. Bases 1 to 3951 code for a protein of 1316 amino acids. Gene Ontology annotation, molecular function: nucleic acid binding; zinc ion binding. The record is from RefSeq and is a predicted model, not a curated record. The transcript has a single exon. Lineage: Eukaryota; Metazoa; Arthropoda; Insecta; Diptera; Culicidae.
AUGGCAACCAAGACAGAAAAGAAGCUGUCAGAGUACGUGAUCCAGCGGAAAGGGAUUCUUGUAGUGCAGAAGGCAGUGGAAAAGUUCGCGGAGAAUUUCGAUUGCGAUCGGGAUGCGUGCCAAAUUCCAAUUCGCCUUGAUUCACUGGACCGGAUCUACAAGGAGUACCUGGAGGUACAAGGACAGAUCGAGUUGUACGAUAAACCGGAGAUGUUGGAUACCCAUCUGCAAGAGAGAAUGGAUUUCGAGACGCGUUAUUGUACGGUCAAAGGAUUUCUGCUGUCCAAUCGUGCUGCGGACCUCAACCCAACCAUGCUGAACAGCACUAUGGCGGCACCUGCCCAUGCUUCGUCCUCGUUUCAUCUACGAUUACCUAAGAUCGACCUUCCCAAGUUUAGCGGUGACUUCUCACGUUGGCUCGCUUUCCGUGACACGUAUACGUCGAUGAUCCACAGCAAUGCAGAUAUUCCGACGGUUGCGAAGCUGCAGUACUUGCUGCAGUCGCUGGAGGGAGAAGCCCGGAAACCUUUCGAGUCCGUAGACAUUGAAGCGGACAACUACGCAUCGACUUGGGAAGCAUUGCUAAAGCGGUAUGACAACAAGCGAUUCCUGAAGCGUCAGCUCUUCCGAGCAUUGUACGACCUCCCACCGGUCAAGCGAGAAAACCCUCCAGAAAUCCAAGGAUUGGCUGACGAUUUCCAUCGGCAUGUGCGGGCUUUGGCAAAGUUAGGCGAGCCAGUCCAUUAUUGGGACACCCCGUUGGUCAAUCUCCUUUCCUACAAGUUGGAUCCAACUACGCUACGUGCUUGGGAGGAGAAAACCAGCAAUAACGACGACGUUACCUAUGAUAUGCUGAUCGAGUUCCUCUACCAGCGUGCCCGAAUGCUGACAUCUGUCGUAACUGACCUGCAAUAUCGGUCCCAACAACCGGUUACAGCCAAGGUGGCCGGUCCGAUUCCAACCCCAAAGCCGUUCAAGGUGGCGUACAAGGCAGCUACCGUUGAACCGAACUACAGUGCUCCGUCGUGCCUCGCUUGUCCAGACAAGCAUUUCCUCUUCCAAUGUCCUGCAUUUUCCGAGGUGUCCGUCCGCCAGCGCCGUGAGCUGGUUUCCCAAAAGCGCUUAUGCUGGAAUUGUUUCCGUACUGGACACCAAGCCAGGAAUUGUACCUCCAAGUUCUCUUGCCGUUACUGUCACGAAAAACACCACUCCCUGCUGCACGAGUCAGAACCGCCGAAGAUGCUAUCGACUCGUAUUAUCGAGGAAAGUCAGCCGAUUCCCUCGACGUCCGCCAUCGCUGACCCUUCCACCUCGGUGAAGCCGAACAGCCAAGUAAGCCUAUCGGUUCAGGCUGAGCACAGUACAGUUUUACUGGAAACUGUUUCCCUCUUCGUCGUAGAUCAGAAUGGCAAGAAGGUCCCCGCACGCGCACUUCUAGAUUCCGGAUCCAUGUGCAACUUCAUCACCAAGAAGCUUGCAAAUUCCCUGAACCUUCAUCGCACCAAGGUGGAUAUCGCAGUAGCUGGUAUAGGUGAAGCCACCAAGCAGAUUAAGUGCCAAUUGACUGCUAUGAUCCAGUCGAAGUCGACACCGUACUCUACCAAGCUUGAGUUCCUGAUCCUCAAGAGACCGACGGUCAACCUUCCGACCGUUCCGGUCGACAUUUCCGCGUGGAAUCUUCCCAAGUUGUCGUUGGCAGACCCCAGAUUCCAUAUCCCAUCCGACAUUGACAUGGUUGUCGGUGGUGAAGCGUACCAUGAGCUGCAUCCUGGCAGCAAGCGUUCCCUGGGAGAGGGAUUACCGCUGCUAAUAGAGACGGUGUUCGGAUGGACUGUUUCCGGGAAGAUAUCCAUCAAUCAUCCCACUAUUCCCCGCGUCUGUCAUCUAACCACUGUCGAUCGCAGCUUAGAACAAGCGUUACAGAAGUUCUGGGAACUAGAAGCUGUUGAGCCGUGUUCUGUGUAUUCCGUAGAAGAAAAACAGUGUGAAGAACUUUACGCUACUACCACCACUCGCGAUUCGUCCGGUCGUUAUCUCGUUCGUUUGCCACUCACCCGUGAUCCGCUAGUCAACCUCGGCGAAUCCAGAGCCAUCGCCGAACGUCGUUUUCUGAGCCUUGAGAAGCGACUAGAGCGUGAUCCACCCACCAAGGAUGCAUACUGCAAGUUCAUGGACGAAUACGCACGAAUGGCGCACAUGAAGAAGCUCGUCGAUCCAGUAGACGAUGCGAACCCGCACUGCUACCUCCCGCACCACCCUGUGUUCAAAGAAUCCAGCACAACCACGAAGGUCCGAGUUGUUUUCGACGCAUCGUGCAAAACAUCGUCAGGAUUUUCCGUCAACAAUAAGCAGCUCAUUGGACCUGUCGUCCAGGAAGACCUGUUAUCUAUCGUCAUGAGGUUCCGCACACACCCGAUUGCCAUUGUAGCCGACAUCGAGAAGAUGUACCGACAGAUUCAGCUGCAUCCCGAAGACCGACCACUUCAACGCAUUCUCUGGCGUUCCAACCGCGACGAUCCGCUCAUAGCGUACGAGCUCCAAACCGUUACGUACGGGUUUGCAUCCGCGCCAUUCCUAGCAACUCGCACCCUCCUACAAGUUGCACAGGACGAAGGCGACAAGUAUCCCGCCUCCGCAGAUGCUGUGAAACAGGAUUUUUACGUCGAUGACUUUUUAUCGGGAGCUGACGAUGUCCAAUCCGCAAUCCGCCUUCGCCAAGAAGUUUCCGCCAUGCUUACGUCAGCUGGCCUUCCGUUAAAGAAGUGGGCAUCCAAUUCCUCCGAAGUCCUUGCGCAAGUCCCGCAAGAAGAUCUCGCUCUACUGCCACUGCAUGAUCUUCAGGACGAACAAUCCGUAUCCACCCUAGGACUCGUGUGGGAGCCUAAGUCUGAUACGAUGCGCUUCAAGGUCCAGUUGCCUCUACCAGCACCCGUUCUGACCAAAAGGAAGGUCAUGUCCUACAUUGCGCAGAUCUUCGACCCACUAGGACUAGUUGGCCCGACAAUCACCGUAGCGAAACUGUUCAUGCAGCGUCUGUGGGCAUUGAAGACCGACGCAGGAGAUUCCUACGAGUGGGAUCGUCCGCUACCUCCGCAUUUCCAAGGCGAAUGGAAGGAGUUCCAUGGUACGCUAGACGCAAUCUCCACAAUCCGCAUUCCCAGAUUCGUGUCGCAGGUCAAGACCGAAACCAUCCAGCUCCAUUUUUUCUCCGAUGCUUCAGAGAAGGCAUAUGGCGCAUGCUGCUACGUCCGGUCUGAAUCCGCUGCAAGAAUUCGUGUUCAGCUGCUAACGUCAAAAUCCAAGGUCGCACCGUUAGCCACCUACCAAUCGAUUGCGCGCCUAGAGUUAUGUGCCGCCGUGUUGUCGGCUAGUCUAUAUGAGAAGGUGAUGAAGUCCCUUAAGACAGCGUGCGAAGUGUUCUUCUGGGUUGAUUCGACGAUAGUCCUCUACUGGCUGCAAUCGUGCCCAUCGCGCUGGAAAACGUUCGUGGCAAACCGAGUGUCCACAAUACAAUCCACUACCGGAUCUUGCUCCUGGCAGCACGUUCCCGGAGAAUCCAACCCUGCAGACCUUAUAUCCCGAGGUGUCAAUCCGGCCGAUAUCGUGAACCUCGAGUUUUGGUGGAUAGGACCGCAAUGGCUAUCGGUUUCAUCACACCACUGGCCACGCACUGUGCUGCCAGCGUGCGAUUUGUCCACAAUGCCAGAGAUCAAAGGCAACGUCGCCAUGAUGUCGAUAGCGGUUGCCGAACCAUCUUUCUCCGCUCGACUUUUCAGUCGCUACUCCAGCUUUACGAAGCUACGACGUUCCAUCGCGUAUUGGAUGCGAUAUUUUCGCUCUCUACGAGCUGCCGUCCAGAAGACCAAACCAGAGCCGUUUGAGUCUCUUUCCACACCUGAUCUACGCGAUGCUGAUCUAGCAUUGUGCCGAAUUGCCCAACGUGAGACGUAA